CGCGCCGACAUGCGUACGAGUACCAAGUCGGGCCGCAUGAAGAAGGUCGCGUCGCGCAAGAAGAUCAUCCUCUUCCACCCGGACGACAUCACAACCAAGGACACGUACGCCGGCGUCGACCUCGAGCACCUCUACGACCUCACCAUGUCGUCCCGCGGCGCGGCCGUGGCCGCCCCGGUGCCGCACCGUGUGAGCCACUGCGCGACCGACGUCAUGGACGACGAGAGCAGCUACCGCGUUCCGUCCAUUUGCCAGGACGACUUCGACAUGCUUCAAGUCGAUGACUGCCCGAUCCUCGAGGACGAGCUCUUCUCUUCGCGGCGCAACACCCGGCUCCGCCGCCGCAGCCUCUUCCCCACCUUCUUCCAGCGCAUGUUCUCGCGCCACCGCACGCUGUGGUAGCUACUGGUCGCCAGCCUUUCAUUGGAAAAAGGAAGCGACGUUGAUUCGUAUUUAAGUUAAUUUAUAGCGCCGUGUACUCGGAAA
Saprolegnia parasitica CBS 223.65 is the source of this 486-nucleotide messenger RNA. RefSeq lists its product as hypothetical. The coding region runs from base 10 to 402 and encodes 130 amino acids. The transcript has a single exon. The record is from RefSeq and is a predicted model, not a curated record. NCBI's taxonomy places the organism in Eukaryota, Oomycota, Saprolegniomycetes, Saprolegniales, Saprolegniaceae.